GUUUUGUAAGAAUUUUCAAUGGGGGAGGUAUUCUUUUGAUUACAUGUUACAAACCAUCGCACACACGAUGGAUCAUUUUAAUGGUGUUGUCACCAACAACGAGAAGUACAUAUGGCCGGUUGCGGGUUUCUGUCUUCCGAUAGAGGUUAGUUACAAGUUAUAGUAAUUGGUGAUUGUUUGGAAUACUGGUAAUACUGGGAAUACUAUUUAUUAGGAAUACUGUUUAUUAUAGGAAUACUGGUAAUACUGCAUAUUAGAAAACUAGUAAUACUGGUAUUACUGUUGAAUCUAAAUAUAUGUUUUUUUAUUCUGUAGCUUCUUGCAUUCGAGGCAAUCCCACUGUUGAGGGAAAAAUUCAUUGAGGACAUUGCAGGAGCAGAUGAGGGAUGUCCUAGGAUGUGCAAGGUGAAGUUCAAGAAGAACCAUUUGAAAGGCAUUCCUCUUGAUACUAUUAAUCAUGAAUUGGGUACAACUCAGGUCAUUGAUUGUAUCGUCUCACCUAGAAUUGAAGAGCACGCACUUAUGAGAGCAAUCACGGAAGAAGAAGACGACGUUGACAUAGCUGAUCCGGUGGUGGAAAGUUGGUUGAAGCGUCAUAAAGAGGGCCGUCUAAUUAGGUUUGAAGAGCUGUACCAACAGGAUCUACAGGCCCGAGGAAUCAUCGCAGGACCAGAGAUUGCGGGUGGUGAGGAUAUUCCCGCAGUAGAUGGACAAGAACUCCCGAGUUUGGCUGCUGUGGUGGAGAUGAUUCAAGACAUGAAAGUUGGGAUGACAGAUCAGCUGAAUGAAAUCCUAGUAUUGAUUUCAGGGUUGGAUGAUACAGUUAACUCGUUGGAUAAAAGAGUUAAAUCGUUGGAAGCAUUCAGGGAGGCGCAGAAAGUAGAUAAGAGAAAGGAUCAAGAAGAGAAGAAUCAAGAGAAGGAUGGUGACCCGGAAGAGACAACCCAAGAGAAGGAUGGUGACCCAAAAGAUACAACCCAAGAGAAGGAUGGUGACCCACAAGUAACCAAGAUGACGACUCGGAGCAAGAGACAGCUUGGUUGA
Molecule: messenger RNA, 1044 nt
Organism: Arabidopsis lyrata subsp. lyrata
Lineage: Eukaryota; Viridiplantae; Streptophyta; Magnoliopsida; Brassicales; Brassicaceae
Exons: 3
Coding region: 397-1044 (215 amino acids)
Source: RefSeq, a predicted model, not a curated record